CCUUUCCAGAACUUAUACUUCCUCGCCAGUAACCGACCAAACAACUCUAUUCAAGAUGCAUCUUAUGUACACUCUGGACGCGGAGGGAAAGCGGGUGUAUACCCUCAAGAAAGUUACCCCUGAGGGAAAGGUUACCAAGAGCGCUCAUCCUGCUCGCUUCUCGCCCGAUGACAAGUACUCUCGCCACCGUGUGACCUUGAAGAGGAGAUUUGGUCUCCUCCUAACCCAGCAGAAGGAUUUGCAAACCUCUGAGCUGUAGAGUGCGAAAUCAUGGGAUAAACCAGGUUGUUUUAUAGGUGCUGUUUGGAAAUCAUGUUCUUUUGGCGAAUGGUGUUACGUGCGGACAUCUAAAUGAGACGUUUUCGGGGGGCCUCUUUAAUGCCUACCACUUGCAUGAGGGAUUCCAAAAAGUAAUGCUCAUACUCGGUCAUAAUAGUCCAGCCUCUCGUAUAGAGAAGACAAC
Molecule: messenger RNA, 463 nt
Organism: Aspergillus caelatus
Lineage: Eukaryota; Fungi; Ascomycota; Eurotiomycetes; Eurotiales; Aspergillaceae
Product: H/ACA ribonucleoprotein complex subunit NOP10
Exons: 5
Coding region: 56-259 (67 amino acids)
Biological process (GO): ribosome biogenesis; snRNA pseudouridine synthesis; rRNA pseudouridine synthesis
Cellular component (GO): box H/ACA telomerase RNP complex; box H/ACA snoRNP complex
Molecular function (GO): telomerase RNA binding; box H/ACA snoRNA binding
Source: RefSeq, a predicted model, not a curated record